AUGCCUACCGCCACGGCAAAGAUUGCCGGCAAUGUCAUUGCCUCCUCCAACAACUAUCAAACCGUCGAGGGCAACAUCUACUUCCCCCCGGAUUCCGUUGAUCAAUCAAUUCUAUCCUCAUCAAACACCCACUCAACUUGCCCAUGGAAAGGAAAGGCAAGCUACUAUAAUCUCACUGUCGAUGGAAAGACUCUGAAGGAUGCCGCCUGGUAUUAUCCAGUUCCUAAGGAGAAGGCCACUCAUAUCAAAGACCAUGUUGCUUUCUGUACGUGA
This is a messenger RNA of Rhinocladiella mackenziei CBS 650.93, 273 nucleotides long. RefSeq lists its product as uncharacterized. Bases 1 to 273 code for a protein of 90 amino acids. Lineage: Eukaryota; Fungi; Ascomycota; Eurotiomycetes; Chaetothyriales; Herpotrichiellaceae. The transcript has a single exon. The record is from RefSeq and is a predicted model, not a curated record.